AUGGCACGAACACAAUACAGUUGGAUGGUGCCUUCGAAUGAUUCCAACCAACUUUCACUGGAUGACCACAGUGAGUAUUCGCAGUUGGCUUCUAGACAGCCUCUCACCGAAUCUCACGGCAAUUCUCAAGAACAUUCUUUUGCUCCAGUAGGUUUACAUCAUGAUGAUAAGGACUACCCGCAGCAAUCCGAAGGUCAUAAUGUAGACCCGUUCAGAAUUGUUCUGGAUAUCAACUGCCACGAUUGCGAGCCAUGCCUCACGGGAAGGUACAACUCCUGCGAGAAGCCGGUCAUCUCCAAUUUUUUGAAUAGACCUACCAAUCCCAUCUGCCCUACACCCACUGUUCCGUCGCUGCCUCCUCAUCAAUCCUUAGGGCAAACAUGUGAACAACGACGGGAAAGGACUCGAAGAAGAAGGCAACGAAAAUAUCAACGAAACCCUAUCGUUGAAUCGGAGCACUACCAGGCAUAUCGGGCACGUCAAGUGCGUGAUGGGCACAAGCAAGAUGCAAAGUGGCCACACCAGCUCGAAAUGGCAUUUCUAGAUGGUGAGUGAGAGUGUCAAUCUACUCUCGCUCUUUGGCUAACCGCUCUAGCUUUGCUUUACAUCCCUCCUAUGGGCAGACGAAAGUUCUCCUACCAGGGGAAACCUCAUGGACGCAAUGAGCUGAUUAAAGAGUAUCUGUGGAUAUCAUAUCUGGAGAGCCUUGCCCCAGGUGAGGUACCAGAUGAAACGAUGAAACGCACUCGCAAGCAGGUCUCGAGCCAUAUACAAGUUCUCAAGACCUUCUUCAAGGAUCACCCCGCGUGUAAGCUCAAUGGUAUCUCCUCUUGACAAAGCUGAUGGACAAAGACCGUCAACUCUUCCCGGAAAGCAAGGAUCCUAAAAACGGCUUUCAUGAGUCUUUCAAGAACGACCCAUGCCUUAAAGCUCUCUCAGAAGGUAGACUUCCUGGCAAACGAUACGACGAUUACGACGAAAUCUCUCAGUCAUCUGUUAAGCCAGCACUUUUCUGGCUUCUAAUCACCUCGGAACCUGUCCCGGCUGGCAGCGAGCAGGAUUUAUAUUGUUCUCAUUCUGAAAGUGUGUUACACAAAUACACUACUCUUCAGGGCCAGCGUCCAGGCGAUUCUAUUGAAUCGCUCCUUAAUUGGCGGCAACGCUAUCCGUAUUUCGAGAAUACGUACUUGACAGCUUUACGAUCAUCAUUACCUUGUGAAGUAAUUCACAUGGACGUUCCCCUAUCUCUAAUGUCCAUCCACCCUCCUAACGGUUCUGAGCUUGUUGCUUGGACAGAAAUAUCAGUGUCCGGAAACAACCGAACUCUGGAACAGAGCAGCAUGUGGCAAAGCGUCACUGCACUCUCCAAACCACAAGCCCUGUGUAGAGAUAAUGAGCCAGCUGUCGAGAGGCGCGGAUCUCUACUUCAGGUCUUGUCAACAUCUCCUCAAGAAACCCGUUGCAAAUUGCCUUUUCCUGCACAACCAUGGGCUCAGGCAUUCACUUCUUUGGCGAACAUUUCCGAGCAGACUUCCUCUUCUCCAGAAACCAUUCAGGCACUUUUGAACGAGGUGUCUAUGUUUCAAGAGGUUCAAUACAGUCCUGAAUCCGGCAUGCCUUUCAUCACACGCGCGUUAAUCUUGUGGACCUUUCGCCAACCUCGAGAGGGAGAAUCAAGCUCAACUACAUGGCGAUAUCUUGAUUGUCAGGAGUUGGCGCGGCGAAAAUGCAUGUCUCCUGACCCAGGUCAGGGACAACGUAUGAACGCUCUUAUGAGCCAAAAUUUCAAUUCAUUGAUUGAUAACACCCAUGGUCUCAGUGGUCAACAACAAAACAUUUUAGAUCCUUUUAUUCAACAUCAUAAUUCCGCACAUCAAAAUACCGGACUUGCCACUCCACCGGCCACCGCAGGCCUCAAUUCGCCCUUUGGAUCACAGCAAACGAGUUUUACCUUUGGUGCUUUUUCACAGCCCCAAAGCGGAUUUGAUAUCCCAUCUGAGAACCUUUCUUUUGCUUCUGUCACUACGGUUGAUAGUGAGAGUACCUUGGUCGGAUCUGAAGGCGCCAAUAUCGAUAGCUUCCUUGCAAAUAAUGGGCUGGCGGGCUUUGAUGGUACGCAGCUCUCGCAUCAAAGUAAUGCUUGGAACGUCACGGAGGGAUAUGAUCAUGAUCCUACUUGGGCGUACGCCCAUCUGCCUACUAAUGAAACGACGCAGCUGGAGUGCUGGCAAGACCUGGGUGAUAAUGCGAAACCGAGUCAGGGGUGGGGCGAAGAGGGAAAUAUAGAGAUUGAGGACACUCAAGUUUGGAGUGGAGUCACUGAGGGGGGUGUUGUUGAGAGAGUGAAGGAGUUGGAAUGGGUUGUUGAGGCUCCGGGUCAUGCUGAUUCUGGCUGGACGGACCAGGAUCAAGCUGGGAGCGAUGGUGGUGACGACGGUCAGGAGGAUAACAGUAAUACGGGGUUUGAGGAUUGGGAUGAGAUUCAAGACAUACAAGAACACGAUGCGAUGCCUGGGGUGGGAGCAGUCAAUAAUGAUGAUGGGUUUGGUGACCAUCCGGUCUUGAAGCAUGAGCCCUCGAUCGGCGCGGGGUGGGAAAACGUCGAAGUGGAUGAUUUCGAUUAUUCGAGGUUGGAAGAACUCAAGUGA
Hymenoscyphus albidus is the source of this 2648-nucleotide messenger RNA. NCBI's taxonomy places the organism in Eukaryota, Fungi, Ascomycota, Leotiomycetes, Helotiales, Helotiaceae. The record is from the annotation of a GenBank genome assembly.